CUCUCUCUCGUUCUCAACCGUUGACAAUGGCGUCAGCUCCCAAGCAGCCUCAACAAUAUCCCUCUGCUUCCAAACCCCCAAGGCAUCCGUCUUCCGCCGCCGCGGAAUCCCCAAUUCUGAACCCUAGCCCUAACCCUAUCCGUAACCCUAACCCUAACCCAAGCAUAAGCGUCUCACCGCCGAUGGAUAAUUCACCGAUUACGAUGGCUCGGGAGGAUCAGAUCCUCGCACGUUCCUCUCAUCUUACCCGAACGGAGCUUCUCCGGCGCCGGUCACACCACCUGAGGCAGCUCUCCAAGUUUUAUAGAGAUCAUUACUGGGCUCUAAUGGAGGAUCUCAAGGCGCAGUAUAGGGAGUACUAUUGGAGAUUCGGCGUCAGUCCUUUCAAAGACGAACAGAACCAGCCGAAUAAGAGACGGAGGCUGGGGCUCGAGGGAGAGAACGGCGAUGGUGAUGCCGUGGAAGGCAGUGGAGAUAACGUCAAUAACAAUGGUGGCGGUAAUGGGGUCACAACUGAUCUGUAUACAAAGAUCAAUUCUCGGUGCUCGUAUGGGGGUUGUAAGUUGAAGGCCAUGGCGCUUACGAACUACUGUCACCUGCAUAUCGUCAAUGAUAAGAAGCAGAAGCUCUACAAGGCUUGUGAGUACGUCAUCAAAAGAGCUCAAUCAGGACCAAUAACGUGUAGCCGGCCAACACUUGCCUCAACUGUUCCAUCGCUGUGUAAUGUGCAUUUCCUGAAAACCCAAAAGCAUGUUGCUCGGGCUUUGAAGGAUGCCGGUCUAAAUGUUUCUUCAUCAAGCAAGGCUCCGCCAAAGCUCCAUGUCAUAGUUCCCGCGUUUGUAAGCCAUAUUCAAGAAAAGAGAAAAGCCGCGCUGAAGGAGGAUAAGCUCGAAACUUUAGUAAAAGAAGAACAAACAAGCUGAAGUCCAUCCAUGACAGCGCGAGGAAGUAAUCCGUCGGGCAAAGUUGUGCAGGAAUUCUAAGGUGGAUUGGAAUUGGAUAGUCAUGGUUUUGUUCAUUCUCUUGUUUCAUUGCUUACCUUUCUGACAGGAAUCUUUACAGGGUAAAUACUGCAAGACUUGAGCUUUGUGAUCAUCUUGCCCAUUGAUGAAUCAUGCAAGCAAACACAACCCCUAGGAUAUGGGGGUUACAGUACUUAGAGAUGUAGUAUUACUUUGUUUGUACAGAUAGAUAGAUAGAUAGACCUGAGUCUAGAAAUGAAGAGCCUUCUCUCUGCUUGUGUUAUCCCUAGUUCUGGUCCUAUCAUGUUUGGAAAACUCUUGUCUUCUGAUUCCGAUGCAUUGACCAGAGAUUCAUCUGCCUCUUUUCUACCUA
Molecule: messenger RNA, 1335 nt
Organism: Tarenaya hassleriana
Lineage: Eukaryota; Viridiplantae; Streptophyta; Magnoliopsida; Brassicales; Cleomaceae
Product: INO80 complex subunit D-like
Exons: 2
Coding region: 27-923 (298 amino acids)
Cellular component (GO): NSL complex
Source: RefSeq, a predicted model, not a curated record